Molecule: messenger RNA, 1459 nt
Organism: Oryzias melastigma (Indian medaka)
Lineage: Eukaryota; Metazoa; Chordata; Actinopteri; Beloniformes; Adrianichthyidae
Gene: phyh
Product: phytanoyl-CoA 2-hydroxylase
Exons: 9
Coding region: 41-1042 (333 amino acids)
Biological process (GO): fatty acid alpha-oxidation
Molecular function (GO): phytanoyl-CoA dioxygenase activity
Source: RefSeq, a predicted model, not a curated record
UUGAUGUGGUCCUGUGUCCUCUAACGUGACCGACAGAAGCAUGGCUCGCGCCGCAGAGAGGCUCCGGCUGGUGGUGGGUCACAUUGACCGCUCUCCAUCUUCCAUCAUCUGUGAACCGACUUCUGCUCAAGCUUUCACCAACAGUCAGCCUCAAAAACUGAGGUACUCCUUCGACACGGGUCUGCUGACCCCACAGCAGCGCCUCUUCUACGAGGAGAACGGCUUCCUCCUCAUCAGGAACCUGGUGUCCGAGGGUGACAUUGAAAGAUUCAGAAAGGAGUUUGAGCGCAUCUGCCGACAGGAAGUGAAAGUUCCCGGCCUGGUGGUGAUGCGGGACGUGGCCAUCGCCAAAUCGGAGUUUGUUCGAGAUCAGAAGGCCGUGUCAAAGCUCCAGGACUUUCAAGAAGACCCUGAACUGUUUCGGUACUGCUCCUUACCGGAGAUCCUGAAGUAUGUGGAGUGUUUCACUGGACCAAACAUCAUGGCCAUGCACACCAUGCUGAUCAACAAGCCCCCCGAUGCAGGUAAGAAGACAUCUCGCCAUCCGCUGCACCAGGAUUUGCAUUACUUCCCCUUCCGGCCUACGGACCGCAUCGUCUGCUCCUGGACGGCGAUGGAGAAGGUGACCCGGCAGAACGGCUGCCUGGUUGUCCUGCCUGGAACACACAAGAGCACACUGCAGGAGCACGACUAUCCUGAAUGGGAGGGCGGGGUAAACAAGAUGUACCACGGAGUGCGGAACUACGACCCAGAUCACCCCAAAGUGUAUGUGGAGAUGGAGAAAGGUGACACCGUCUUCUUCCACCCUCUGCUCAUCCACGGCUCUGGAAUGAACCAGACACAAGGCUUCAGAAAGGCCAUCUCCUGCCACUAUGCCAGCAGUGACUGUUACUACAUCGAUGUGAAGGGAACCACACAGGAGAACAUUGAGAACGAGGUGUCGCAGAUUGCAGAGAAGAAGUACGGCAUGGGGGAUGUCAGCUUCAUGGAUACCUGGGCCAUCCGUGGUCGCCUGGUGCAGGGGGAGAGGAUCUCCAUGUGAAGACGCACCGCAGAUAUCAGCAGCACAGCCAUAGAAAUGAAUGGCAUAGAUCUGGAGAAUAAUUCCACUAACGGAGGAUCUGAAUGUUUAGUGCAAAGAGGAAAACGUGUGUGAGAAAAGUGAAGUGUGGGAGGAGGAGGAGGGACAGGAAACAAAGAGAAAGACAGGAAAGAAGCUAAAAGUACGUCUGUCAGUGGUGUGUUUGUUUCAUGAAAUGAAGCCUUAAUCUGACGCCAUCUUGCCUUAAAGAAUGAUCAGCAUUUCAGCUUACAGCUUCAAAGAUUUCUAACAGAAUAACAACUAUAGCACUUAUUUUAUGAAUUCUUUCUACAGAUAUUUAAUGACAACUAAUAAUCAUUUUUAACUUGACUGAGUGUUUUUGAUUAAAAACCUUGAUUAAAAUACAAACUGAAUUCA